Abrus precatorius (Indian licorice) is the source of this 1333-nucleotide messenger RNA. Its product is annotated as mitogen-activated protein kinase kinase kinase 18-like. Lineage: Eukaryota; Viridiplantae; Streptophyta; Magnoliopsida; Fabales; Fabaceae. Gene Ontology annotation, biological process: protein phosphorylation. The record is from RefSeq and is a predicted model, not a curated record. The transcript has 2 exons. The coding region runs from base 14 to 1333 and encodes 439 amino acids. Gene Ontology annotation, molecular function: ATP binding; protein kinase activity.
UUCAUUUAUUUGAAUGGGUUCUUGGAUAAGAGGGAAGUGUAUAGGUAAGGGCGCGUUUGGCAGCGUUAGCAUCGCGCUUCGCAAAUUCGACGGUUUCCUGUUCGCGGUGAAGUCCGUGAAUCUCAAAACGGGUCUCCCGGGUCAACUCGAAGCGUUAGAGAAUGAGAUUCGGAUCCUCCAACGCAUGUCCUCGCCGCACGUGGUGACUUUCCUUGGCGAUGACGCCACGUGCGAGCACCGGAACCUCCACUUGGAGUACCUGCCAGGUGGCACACUUGCUGACGUGGAUGGUGACAUGGACGAGAUUUUAGUAAGACACUACACGUGGUGCUUGGUGAGCGCUCUGCAACACGUGCACUCUAACAGCGUCGUUCACCGUGACGUGAAGGGGAAGAAUGUCCUCGUCGGAGCCAGCGGCUGCAAGCUCGCCGACUUCGGAUCGGCGGUGGAAUUUUCCAGCGACGAGUUGCCGCCUGUGUCUCCGCGCGGGAGUCCUCUUUGGAUGGCCCCGGAGGUGAUUCGCGGGGAGUAUCAGGGGCCGGAGUCUGACGUGUGGUCGCUGGGAUGCACGCUGAUCGAAAUGCUCACAGGAAAACCGGCGUGGCAGGGAAACGCCGUUGACGCGCUGAGACGAAUCGGUUACUCCGGCGAGUUGCCGGCGUUUCCGACUAGGUUGUCUGAACUCGGCCGGGAUUUCCUAGAGAAGUGUCUGAGAAGGGAACCACGCCGGCGGUGGAGCUGCGAUCAGCUGCUGCAGCAUCCAUUUUUGUUGCCGUGUUCCGCCAGCGAAGUCGUGGAAUCGUCGCCUCGGUGUGUUCUCGACCGAGUUGACUCAGAGUUUGCCGAGUUCGAAGAAGAAGAAGAAACGAGAACUGAAACUGAAAAUUCAGCUAGGGAUAGAAUUGGUAAAUUGGCAAUGAGCGUUAGGGCAAAUUGGGAAACACAAGGCUGGAUGGCGGUGAGGGCAAUGGCUUUUGCCGCGGAAUCGACGGUGGCAGUUGAGGGUUCUGAGGGCGUUAGAGAAGGGACAUAUUGGGAAAAUUCAACGAUCACGAGGGUAGAACAGGAAAUUAAUAAAGGGGCAAAUUCGGAAUAUUCAUAUUCCGAAAAAAAAAGGGUAAAUUUGGAAACAUGUAAUUUGGUGCAGUGGCGAGAUGAAGGCGAGAGUGAGUGGAACCGCAAAGAAAGUGUAGCUGGUUGGAGCUGUAGUUAUGGGUGGGAAAAUGUGGAUAGGAAUAACGGAAUAAUGAAAUUGAAAUGGAGCAUUGGGAUAUGGGACGAUGAAUUGGAUGAGGUUGUGAUCUUUGCUGGGCUUAACAUAAUGCACACCUGA